AUGUCCACAGUCGCGGAGGGUAAUUCUGCGCCUUCAAGGAAGCGAACAAAAUGGGACGAGGAAGAUCACGAGAAUGAAGCGAUACGUCGGCGUCAGCAAGCCCUCAGUCGUCAACUCCGAUCAUUGCGAAAACCUCGAAUGACGGAUGUCACGUCUGUGCCAAAGGGCACGUCGUUAUCUCGUAGUCCUAUUCGCGACGCGUACAGCAUUUUUGUCCCUCCAAGAGCACAUCAUCCACCUAUCCAACCCUCACGAUCGGUAUACUGUUAUGAGAGGCUCAACCAAAUUGAAGAAGGUUCAUACGGUGUAGUAUUCCGUGCAAGGGACAAGGAAACUGGCGAUAUAGUUGCUUUGAAGAAAUUAAAGCUGGAGGAGGAGAAACAUGGGUUCCCCAUUACAGCGUUGCGAGAAAUCAACGCUCUAAUGUCGUGCCGCCACGAAAACGUAGUGCACAUACGAGAAGUCGUUGUUGGCGAUACCUUAACUCAGGUUUUCGUUGUGAUGGAUUUCAUCGAACAUGAUCUCAAGACACUGUUAACGCUGAUGCCAGCCCCAUUUUUGCAAUCAGAAAUUAAAACCUUGAUGUUGCAACUCUUAUCCGCCGUUGCUCAUUGUCAUGCAAACUGGAUACUUCACCGAGACCUGAAGACUAGCAAUUUAUUGAUGAACAAUCGGGGCACCAUCAAGGUAGCAGAUUUUGGCUUGGCCCGACGCUAUGGCGAUCCCAUCGGGGUCGGAGGUCUCACACAACUUGUUGUAACUUUGUGGUACCGUGCGCCAGAAAUCCUUCUUGGAGCAACAAAUUACUCCACCGCAGUAGACAUGUGGUCCGUUGGAUGCAUCUUCGCAGAGUUGCUCCUGAAGGAGCCAUUGUUCCAAGCCAAGGGAGAGAUUGAGCUCCUUUCGAUGAUUUUUAAGCUACUCGGACCUCCUACAACAUUGGGAUUAGACCUUUUGACGUCUCUAUUGACAUAUGAUCCGCAACAACGCAUCAGUGCGGAGGAAGCACUUCACCAUCCGUACUUUAGUGAAUCACCCCUCCCCAAACAUCCGGAUCUGUUCGCCUCAUUUCCCUCAGCUGCUGCCGGAGAAAAACGAAAGAAACCGUUUGAUAGCCCCUCAGCACCUCUUAGGGCGGCAGAUAGGAUAUUUGCAGAAACUGAGCUGCCGUGA
Messenger RNA from Pisolithus orientalis, 1173 nucleotides. RefSeq names its product Pkinase-domain-containing protein. Gene Ontology annotation, cellular component: nucleus. The coding region runs from base 1 to 1173 and encodes 390 amino acids. NCBI's taxonomy places the organism in Eukaryota, Fungi, Basidiomycota, Agaricomycetes, Boletales, Pisolithaceae. Gene Ontology annotation, molecular function: ATP binding; cyclin-dependent protein serine/threonine kinase activity. The transcript has 6 exons. Gene Ontology annotation, biological process: regulation of mitotic cell cycle; protein phosphorylation. The record is from RefSeq and is a predicted model, not a curated record.